Pseudomyrmex gracilis is the source of this 2434-nucleotide messenger RNA. RefSeq names its product glutamate dehydrogenase, mitochondrial (gene Gdh). The coding region runs from base 338 to 2032 and encodes 564 amino acids. The record is from RefSeq and is a predicted model, not a curated record. Gene Ontology annotation, biological process: L-glutamate catabolic process. Gene Ontology annotation, molecular function: L-glutamate dehydrogenase (NAD+) activity. Gene Ontology annotation, cellular component: mitochondrion. NCBI's taxonomy places the organism in Eukaryota, Metazoa, Arthropoda, Insecta, Hymenoptera, Formicidae. The transcript is spliced from 8 exons.
AAGAGAUCGCUGGUUGGGAUUCUCACAUUGCGCAUUGUUGCGCACGCGCACUCCAAUUCGGCCUGCUCCAACGUAUCCGAAGGUGCCAAUCGAGUCGCGCUAUUGUUAAUCAGCAGUGGUGGGUCACGACAGUUAGGUAUUGGGUGAGGAGCUUAGGAUCGGGUGAUUGGAAAGUUGCUGCUAGCGAUCGGCGAGGAGACGCACGCACGCACGCACGCACGCACGCAGUCGGAGCCGGGGUUUUUGUCACCUCGUUCGGUUGCAAAGAGAUUGCAAACGCGUCAUACGCAGUCGUCGUCGUCGUCGUCGCAACGGUAAGAAAUCAUCGGCGUCGAAGAUGUUUCACGUGCGUAGUCUCGCGCGGUCGUCGAUCGCCCUGAAGCAGGCACCGAGCAACGACGUGAUGCAGAACGUGAUGACGCGCGUCGCCGUGCCGGCCACCGUGCAAACGACGUCGACGACGUUGCUUAACCAACGUCGCGGCUACGCCGAUCACCAAAUCCCGGAUCGUCUGAAAGAUGUGGCCGACGCGCCCACUCCAAAGUUCUUCGACAUGGUGGAAUACUUCUUUCAUCGCGCCUGCCAGAUCGUCGAGGACAAGCUGGUUGAUGACAUCGGCAAGCGGUCACGCGUGUCGAUCGAAGAUCGCAAGAAAAAGGUUAAGGGUAUUCUGAUGCUGAUGGAGCCGUGCGACCACAUCCUCGAGACCACGUUUCCGCUCAGGCGCGACUCCGGCGAUUACGAGAUGAUCACCGGUUAUCGCGCCCAACACUCGACUCAUCGAACACCUUGCAAAGGAGGUAUCCGUUUUUCAAUGGACGUCUCGCGGGAUGAAGUUAAAGCGUUGUCGGCUUUAAUGACGUUCAAAUGUGCGUGCGUCGACGUGCCUUUCGGCGGUGCCAAGGCAGGAAUUAAAAUCAAUCCUAAAAAUUAUUCGGAACACGAAUUGGAAAAGAUCACCAGAAGAUUCACGUUGGAAUUGGCAAAGAAGGGAUUUAUCGGACCCGGCGUUGAUGUUCCUGCUCCGGAUAUGGGUACUGGCGAGCGCGAAAUGUCGUGGAUAGCCGAUACUUACGCGAAGACUAUCGGUCACCUCGAUAUCAAUGCUCAUGCAUGCGUCACCGGCAAACCUAUCAAUCAAGGUGGUAUUCACGGACGUAUUUCCGCAACAGGUCGGGGAGUAUUCCACGGAUUGGAAAACUUCAUCAACGAGGCUAAUUACAUGAGCAUGAUCGGUACCACGCCUGGUUGGGGAGGCAAAACGUUUAUCCUUCAAGGUUUCGGUAAUGUAGGUUUGCACUCGAUGCGCUACUUGCAUCGGGCAGGUGCAGCUUGCAUCGGUGUGAUUGAACACGACGGCUCCAUCGUAAAUCCGGAAGGCAUCGAUCCUAAGGAAUUGGAGGAGUAUCGCAUAGAAAACGGUACCAUCGUCGGUUUCCCCGGGGCCAAGCCGUAUCAAGGAGAGAACCUCAUGUAUGAGCCGUGCGACAUAUUUAUACCCGCUGCCGUGGAAAAAGUCAUUAACAAAGAGAAUGCCGGACGUAUUCAGGCGAAAAUUAUUGCAGAAGCCGCUAACGGACCGACCACUCCAGCCGCGGAUAAAAUUCUAAUCGAGAGAAAUAUCCUCGUGAUCCCGGAUCUGUACAUUAACGCCGGUGGUGUCACAGUCUCAUUUUUCGAAUGGUUGAAAAAUCUGAAUCACGUGUCGUACGGCCGUUUGACUUUCAAAUACGAAAGAGAAUCCAAUUAUCAUCUCUUAGAAUCGGUGCAGGAGUCGUUAGAACGUAGGUUCGGUCGUGUCGGCGGUCGUAUUCCCGUCACGCCGUCCGAAGCUUUCCAAAAACGUAUAUCCGGUGCUUCCGAAAAAGAUAUCGUUCACUCCGGUCUGGAUUACACCAUGGAGAGAUCCGCCAGGGCCAUUAUGAAGACUGCCAUGAAGUUCAAUCUUGGACUCGACCUCAGAACGGCCGCGUACGCUAACUCAAUCGAAAAGAUAUUCACCACUUACUCAGAGGCUGGCCUCGCUUUUUAAGAUAUCUUAGUCGGAUAAACAGUCGGCGAAUCUUUGUAAUAAUGUUAAAGUUUUUGCAAUAUGACCGCGAGAAGAGCGACUCGGUGUAUCAUCCAUCUUUCAAGCGACGACGGCUGACAGUUUAUAUUUACGAAAUAAUAAAGUAAGUAAGUAAGUACCGAGACUCGCGAUAGAUGUAUCAUUGUUCGUCACGUUUUUGCAAAAAGCCAUAAGACAUUUGCCUAGCUACAUAUACACUCACAUACACACACGUAUAUGUAAAAAUAUAGAUCAUGUCGCGAAUCAAGCUGAUGAAUCCAAGUCGGGUAAAACUACUCUGAUGAAAUAGCGUCCAAGGAGUGAAUCGAAAUAUAUAUUUCAGCCUUUUCUCUACGAAAAAAAAAAAAAAAAAAAAAUAGAUUG